AUGCUCCAUUCCCGUCUACGACCCCUCCCCCGCCGCCAUCAUCCCACCAACACACCCAGCGCCCCAACACCAGAAUUCCAUAACGAAGACGUCGACCGCGAAACCGACGAAUCAUCCGAAGACCUCUUCAGUGCAUUCCUCCCCCACCUCUUCCCAGAUGACGCACCUUCCUUCCACGGCGACCCAGGCCAACACCUCCUCUACAGCUCCCCGCGCUAUGGCGACCUCAACAUCAUGGUCCCCAGCUACCCAAGCUCAAGCCAGAAGCGGUCCGAGGAGAUUGCCGCAGGCCAGGCCAAGGCAGAUGGAUCAGUGAACCCGGUCGAUGAAGGACGCAAGCUCUUCGCGCAUUUCCUCUGGAGCGCGGCGAUGGUUGUCGCAGAGGGCGUCGAGCAGGCGGACACACCCAUCGCACCAGGUGAAGUAGAGACAGAAGCCCAGAGAGAAACCCGGGAGUUAUGGAGUAUCAAGGACGAGAGUGUGCUCGAGUUGGGCGCUGGCGCCGCCCUUCCUUCCGUGAUCUGUGCUCUAGCCGAUGCCUCGAAGGUUGUGGCAACCGACCACCCGUCCUCGCCUGCCUUCAGCGGCGCAAUCGCUUUCAAUAUAGAGCACAAUCUAGCCAAGCGCACGCCUAAGGUGGCGGGAGAAGUGUCAAUGCACCCGCAUGAAUGGGGUGUGUUAGAUGACUCCUUCGCGACGGCGAAUAAGGGCGUCUUUUCGCGCAUCGUCGCAGCGGAUUGCUUCUGGAUGCGCUCGCAGCAUGAGAACCUCGCCCGCACGAUGCAAUGGUUCCUUUCGCCAGGUGGCAAGGUGUGGGUCGUUGCUGGAUUCCAUACGGGGCGGGCGAUUGUUGCCGGGUUCUUUGAGACGGUUCUUGAGAAUGGAUUUGUGAUUGAGAGUAUCUUUGAGAGAGAUUUGGUUGCGAGGUUGGAGGAUGGGGGUGAGAUUCGCAGGGAGUGGGUUCCGGUUAGGGAAGGGGAGGGUACGGAGAAUCAGAAGAGAUGGUGUGUUAUUGCUGUUUUGAAGAGGAAGGGGGAGUAG
Penicillium hordei is the source of this 1041-nucleotide messenger RNA. Its product is annotated as putative nicotinamide N-methyltransferase. Gene Ontology annotation, molecular function: protein-lysine N-methyltransferase activity. Lineage: Eukaryota; Fungi; Ascomycota; Eurotiomycetes; Eurotiales; Aspergillaceae. The transcript has 2 exons. Gene Ontology annotation, biological process: peptidyl-lysine dimethylation. The coding region runs from base 1 to 1041 and encodes 346 amino acids. The record is from RefSeq and is a predicted model, not a curated record.